Cynocephalus volans (Philippine flying lemur) is the source of this 5174-nucleotide messenger RNA. RefSeq names its product regulator of G protein signaling 5 (gene RGS5). The transcript has 5 exons. The coding region runs from base 66 to 611 and encodes 181 amino acids. Lineage: Eukaryota; Metazoa; Chordata; Mammalia; Dermoptera; Cynocephalidae. The record is from RefSeq and is a predicted model, not a curated record.
UUCCAGGACUCGCUUUGCUGUUGAGAAGCUGUGCUCAAAGCUGAGGAGCUAAGCCACUUGCCAAAAUGUGCAAAGGACUUGCAGCUCUGCCCCAGUCAUGCCUGGAAAGGGCCAAGGAGAUUAAGAUCAAGUUGGGAAUUCUUCUCCAGAAGCCAGACUCGGCUGUUGACCUUGUCAUUCCAUAUAAUGAGAAGCCGGAGAAACCAGCCAAGACCCAGAAACCCUCACUGGACGAGGCCCUGCAGUGGCGUGAUUCCCUGGACAAGCUCCUGCAGAACAACUAUGGACUUGCAAUUUUCAAAAGUUUCCUGAAGUCUGAAUUCAGUGAGGAAAACCUUGAGUUCUGGAUUGCCUGUGAGGAUUACAAAAAGAUCAAGUCCACUGCCAAGAUGGCUGAGAAGGCAAAGCAAAUUUAUGAAGAAUUUAUUCAAACAGAGGCUCCUAAAGAGGUGAAUAUUGACCACUUCACUAAGGACAUCACAGUGAAGAACCUGGUGGAACCUUCCCUGAGCAGCUUUGACGUGGCCCAGAAGAGAAUCCACGCCCUGAUGGAAAAGGAUUCGCUGCCUCGCUUUGUGCGCUCUGAGUUUUAUCAGGAGUUAAUCAAGUAGUAAUUUAGUCAUGCUGUGAAAUCAUUCUGAGUUAUUUCCUCCAUAAUAUCACUGCAUUUUCCAGUAACCUACAUAUUUUCCCAUAGCAGCUGUGCACAAAGAAUUUGCUCAAAAGAAAAAAAUCCCAGGAAGGCUUGCUUACUCUUUUUGCCCACAUUGCUUUGGAUGCUUAUCUGUUGUCCAAAUACCUUCCUUUCCCAGUUUCUUCUUCCUGCUACAUUCAUAAUUAAGCUCUACUCAGUUUGUUGUCAGAACCAACCAGAAUCACAGAAAAAUUCUUCCUUAGGCAAAGAAAUAAAAGACAAGACUAUGAUAUCAUUGAAUGUGGAUUUAGGUAAUAGAUCACCUAAAUUGGUCUGAAAAUAAAUAUAGAUAUAGAAAGACCAAUUUCAAGGGAGCUUAUUGUUUUAAUUCUAAUCCAGGGAGAUCACCCUCUAUUUUUGAACUUGUUUAGUAAAAGAUGGUAAGGUUUUUAUGAGGCAGCCACUACUUAAUUUUUUAAGCAAAUACAUUAUUUCAAAUAUUGAUCUUUCUCUUAGAGCAUCUUCAUGUUAGCUGGAUAUUAUAGAGAUACAAGCAUGAAUACAUUGUAUUUGUACUAAAUCAAUCUGAAUAAAAUUCACGUGAAUUCUGUCCUUAUACCUUUUAGCAACCCCAAUCUUCCCUCACUGUUUUGCUUCCUGCAGUGAUAGGCCACAGUAUUUUUAGUAGGUUUAAACUUUUAAUUCUAUAUUCCAUUAUUAUAAGUAUUGCUAGAUAUUUUUCCUAUCGUUAGUAGACUUGAUUAAGUAAUUAUUUACAUAAUUUAGUAAUAAAUAGAAUCAAACUAAACCAUGUAUGAGGGAGAUCAAGAGAGGAUAUUGAGUUAAUUCCAAAGAAGGAAGGUGGUUUUCAAAGGAUUAAUAAAAUGCUGAAACGUUUAAGUAGAAGACUACAUUGUUUAGUAUUGUAUUUCCUUCCUUUGUUUCUCUUUUUCAUUUACACAGUCCGAGUUUCCCAUGUGUGUAGCUCAUUUAUUCAGUUAUUUUCAUUUAUUCAGUUAUUUUCUAAGAAUAUUGAAACUGAAGCAACUAUGUUUUUCUAUUCUUUGGGUAAACACUGACCAUGUUUGUUGGAUUUUCCCUGUUUUUUUGAUUUCAAAGAAUAAUAUGUGCUUCCUGAAUGCUUGCCAUUUUGCCUUCUAAAGUGGGUUGGAGUGACUAGAUAUACUGCCGACAAUUGCUAGUGGAUUCAUUCAUAUUUGUCUGCAUUGCCCACUUUGAGCAAACUCCUUCAUCAAGCAGUCCACAGCUUGGCCAGAUCAACAUUGCAGACACGAGGUUCUCAUCGUACGCAUUUGUGUAGAGCUGGCAAGAAACGCAGAUGAAAAUUUCUAGGGUGCACUUCCAGCACCAUCUUCCUCACCAUCUGUCUGUUGUGCCCCCAAAUCAGUAGAAAAAGUACCAGCCUUUACUUUCUAAUACAGCUAGAAAUGUUAAAAAACCCAAGAAUAUAGGUGAGGUUUUUUUUUUUUUUUGAAUGCCAAAACAUUUUAAGAAAAAAAAUUUAAUUUAAUUAAAAAUUCAAAUAUUUUAUUGGCAUUAUUUGAAAUAUCCAUGUUUGAAAAUGCCCAGAGAAUUAGCUAGAUGUUACAGACCUCACCCAGAUGGUUGAUGUUAUGAAAACUCUAACUGACUGUAUCCACAAAUGAUCUGCACACCCUGUGAAAGUGGGUAGACUUGUCAGUAAAUCAUAAGGACCCUCACCUUUUCAUAAGCUGAACCCAGGAGACAGGCGCAGGAAGGGACACCAGGAGGACAGUGCUAUGAAGGCUAUGAAAACAAUGAAAGAAGGAAUACCCUUCUUUAUAUCUACAUAUAAUUAAAUGGGACAUUAUACCUACAUAUCUAUAUUUAUCUAUGUUCAUAUGUAUCUAUAUAUGAGGGUAUUUCAAAAAGUUCAUAGAAAGAUUCGUAUUAUCUUUUAAUUCCAUUUUCCAUGAGCUUUUUAUUUGAAUGUCUUUGACAGUUUUCUGAAACUUAGAAAAGAGAAAGAGAGAAAAAAAAAAAAAGAAAGAAAAGAAAAAGGAAAACCUGUGUUACUAGUAGUUUCCAUAGUAGCACAAAGAAAAUAUAUUCUUUUAAUUCUGGGAAGUUAGAAAAAGCGGGAUGAUCUUACCAGGGGACAAAAAUGUGUAACAUCUAUUUAUCACUUCCUUCCUCUCCUCCCCGCGUCUCCACCUUCCCUAGAGUAAAUUGCCUGGGAAAAUACUUAGCUUCAUGCAAGAGCCCUGUGGUUCUUGCGUUUUCCUUCCUUGUGAAAAUGUAGCUACAGUCAUAAGUGGAUUUGGGAUGUAGAAAGGUGGUGGAACCAAACUGUGGUCAAUGGAAAUAGGAGUAUAUGUUUCUCUUCUGGAGACAAACCUAAGAUUAGCCCAGAUAAUGGCCCAUAACCUAAGUUUUUCUGCCUGGGUUUGACAUAGUUUGGCAUUGGGAUCAGAUUAAGACAUAAAUUAGACCAGGAAAAAGAGACAGAUUAUCAACUCUAGAGUAAGUUAGAAGGCUAUGCUUAUGUUCAUUUGCUAAAGCAGUGCUUGUUCCUGUGAACGACCCUCCCCCUGCACACACAGACACACACACACACCCACACACACACACACACACAGACACACACACACACACCCAUUCUUUCUCCCAGAUAGAUUCGUUCUGAAAUGUAGAUCUAACUAUGCCAUUUUAAUAACUUGAUUUCAAAUAAAUAGAGUCAAAUGUAUGGAAACAUUUUGUGCCCCACUUCUCACACCCUGUGUACUCCAAUUUUCUACCAUAUAAAUUAUACUUUAAGUAGAAUUCAGUUUUUAAUGCAUAAAGAGAAGAACUUGGUAAAAUAAAUUGUUUUUAUUUUCAUCUUUUACAAAGCCAUGGCUUCUACCUGGUUGUUGUGUUCUCUGCACACAGUCCAUUUCAAUGGGAUGGAGCUAUUAAUUAUGUCUCAAAGAGUAGUAGGUGUCCAGAAGGUUCAGUAAAAACCUGCCCAUUAGCUAAUCACUUGAUGAGCAUUCCUUCUAGAGCUUUGCUGAGCUAUCUCAUCACAAAUUUGAUAAUUUGAUAAUCAUUUAAAAGUCUAGUUAUAUUUGGGGGAAAUGAUCUUUACUCCUGACACUGUUCCCUUUAGCAGGCCAUUUUCUUUGUUUCUUGGGAAUUUAGCAAGUUUGGGAGAGAAUGAGUCAAGAGAAGAAAAAGAAAAAAAGGAGAGAAGGAAAGUGGUAAAAAUGUGCCCAGACCUAUGAAAUUAAUCCAUUUGCUAGGAAACAUUUAGGAGCAGUUUAGCUUGACUGAAAAAUCAAACUGCUUCUUGCUGUCACCUUUCAGAUUUGCAGGAAGGCAUUUCUUGACUCACAGUGCAGCUAGAAGAGAAAAUGCAUUUUAACAUCCCACAGAGCCUUCAUUACAGAAAAGAACAAAUAUGGAGGAUAUCCUUCCACCUCCCAUUUGGCUUGCACGUGCCAGAAAGCAGAGAGUGGAGAACUCAGUUUCCAACAUCCCAGCAUCCAAACCCAAGGACUAGACAACUCUAUGCAGGUUUUGGACAUAAGGUCUCAGUGCAUCUCAGUGCAUAUCCUGACUGAAUUGUCAUUAGACCUCUCUAGUCUCUUCCUUGUAUUAGAAAGUAUGUAUUUAACACUUGCUUAGUACAAGGCUUUUUAGUUAACAGUUUAGCAGCUGCUCUUCAUGUUACCAUCACUUUUCAUCAAAUAGGUCCAGAGCAGUGGAUAUCCAAAGAAAUCCUUUCCCCAGCAGCAUUUAACCAUCAUGGAACUGAAAAGGUCAAUUCUUCCAACUGAAGAGACAUUCAUGGCUUUGAAUGGAAAUUUGUAGCAGAGAAUGACAGACAAAAAAAAAAAAAUAUAUAUAUAUAUAUAUAUAUAUAUAUAUAUCCUCGUACCAUUGUCCCUUACCUCAUAGUUUAAUAAUAACCUUAUUAUUUUCCUAGAAGCUGCAAACCAACUGCUUAACAUUCAUAUCCAGUUUAAUAAGCCUCUUCCAAGUUGCUCGUUCUCUCACCUGAGAUUUUCCUUCCCACCCAUAUAGCUUCCUUCCUCUUCUUUCCCUGCAAGAGGAAGUAGUUGGGUCUGUCCACAAUUAGGUAAUAAUGAAUACAUUAAAAGCAUUUGACUGCCUAUACAGGAAAGUAUACAGGCUAAGGCAUAGGCAAAACAAAGGGAAAUGCUGAGAAAUUUGCCACUGAAGAUGAGUAGUCUGGAUAAUUUUUGCCAGACGUCCUUUUUAUAUCAUUUAGUAUCAAGAUUUGAGAGAACAGAAUUUUUUAAAAUGCUGCAACUUACAAUUCAUCUUCAGGAGACACAGCCAGGAGAAUGGAGUAGAAAUGAAAGGUUUAUAAAUCUACUUGUCAGCAUUUAUCCCAUAUAUUUUUAAUUCAGAAACAAUUGUGUUUAUCUUCUGCUUUUUGUAUCCAAUAUGUUAUGUACUGUGUGACUCAUGCUUCUUGAUAAAUAAAGCACCAAAUGUAUAUCUGUAACCACGACCACAUAUAUCAUGAUUAAAUAUAUAUCUAUAUAACAGC